Macrobrachium nipponense is the source of this 405-nucleotide messenger RNA. RefSeq names its product ras-related protein Rab-34-like. Gene Ontology annotation, molecular function: GTP binding; GTPase activity. The record is from RefSeq and is a predicted model, not a curated record. NCBI's taxonomy places the organism in Eukaryota, Metazoa, Arthropoda, Malacostraca, Decapoda, Palaemonidae. Gene Ontology annotation, biological process: vesicle-mediated transport.
GACUGAUGCAGCUGAGCAGGUCUGCAGUAUACAAAAUGUUGCAGACUCAUGCAGAGAAAGAUCGCAUUGUAACAGCACUUCCUCCACCUUUUAUAAGACACGCUUCUCCCUACUCCCAAGAUGAAUUUGAUGAAGCUGUCCGAAAUGCAGCUAAUUCCAAUCGCACUCUCCAAGCAGGCCUCAAGAUAUCAAAAAUGAUAGUCCUUGGGGAUGUAGCUACAGGAAAAACUUGUCUAGUCAACAGAUUUUGCCACCAGAUCUUUGAUUCAAACUACAAGGCAACUAUUGGAGUUGAUUUUGAGGUUGAGAGAUUUGAUAUUCUUGGAGUACCUUAUAAUUUACAGAUGUAAGUAAACAUGAGCAUGGGCCUCUUGCCAAGGUAUUUUCAUUAAAACAUAUGCAAUA